AUUUUAAUUAAUUAAAAAUACUGCAAUGAAAAAAUGCCUAACGCGUUAGCCCCAAAUUGUUGAGUUUUCCUCACAAUGUCUGGCAACGCCAAAGUGCAACGCGGGGGUGUGUUAUGUUUUUCAUUUGUUUUUCUUGUGGUGUUUAUAAAUUAAAUCCCAAUUAAAUUCCAUUUUAAUCUCAACUUAAAAGUGAAUACUUGAUUGGGGACUCUUCAAAACAUUCAACAGGGCACAUCCGGUUGCAAAAAUAAACAAACAAAAUGAUGAACGAGACCUGUGGCGUCACGCUUCGGCAGAGCAACGACGCCUCUGCCGCCGAUGAGACUGCGACGUACAAUAGGAUUUUCUCUGGGGCUCUUAGAUCCAAAACAAACGCCGAACCCAGCGGAACUGUGGAAUACACCUCCACGCCGAAGCGCUCGAAUUGUGUUUUGGAGGCCAAGGAAAAGGGGCAAGUGGGCGUAUUGGCGACCUUCGAUCCACGAAUCAAAGAAGUGGCUCUUCUGUUUGCGUUUCUGAUUAUUGGAUACAAGAGUAUCAUCCUAGCCAUGCCGUUCAUCAGCGCCGAUUCCGUGCAGGAGUGGCACCAACAGGUGCAGAGCCAUUGGAACGCUUCCCUGGAAUGGUCAACACGGCACCAGCUGGCCUCCAAGCUGAGUCCAUUUCUGUGUGGCUUCUUAGUGGCCAUUUUUGCCUACGGAAUUGUUUACUUGGACAGCGUGGUUCCGGGAGUGAAUCCACCUUCGCCCUUCACUCCACGCUCCAAGAAGCGGCACCAGGAUGAGAAGAACUCUUCACUGCACUUGAGCUAUUUGUGUGCCCUGCUGUGUGGCGUUCUGGUCACUAUCUUUAUGUACUUCGAUUUAUAUUCUUCGUAGAUGCAGGGCACCACCCACUACCUUCCACGUAGUCCAAUAAGUACAACAGUAUUAGAAUUUAUUAUAUCACUUAAUUGGUAUUUAUGUAUUUGUAACUGAAGUCCUUGUAACUGUGCAAUGCUCCUAGAGAGUUGGAUGAGUCUGAGAAGCUAAUUGGGAAUCAUCGAGGGGCAUUUUCUGGUUUAACUUAGUUCCUAGGUAUCUAAAUUAUAGUUUUAGGCACUAACUUUAUCUAUUAAUCGUAAAGUACAAAGUGAAACAUGUCAAUUGGAGCUUUGGCCAGGAUAUGUGAGAAAUAUAUUUAUAUGUGUGUUGAAAUAUCGCAUCCUGGCCGAAAACUCUUCAGAGAACAUUAUUUGGUAAUAUCUUAUGGAAAAAUAAAUUACUUAUGCACAUGUUUUUGCAUUAAAUUGUAUAAGGUAA
Molecule: messenger RNA, 1301 nt
Organism: Drosophila ananassae
Lineage: Eukaryota; Metazoa; Arthropoda; Insecta; Diptera; Drosophilidae
Exons: 3
Coding region: 261-878 (205 amino acids)
Source: RefSeq, a predicted model, not a curated record